AUGGAGUCCGCCACAAAUCUAACCACCGCGUCGCCGCGAUCCACAUUUUCUUUCCCAUUACUGGCCCUUGGUAAAAUUCCUCCACCUCCACCGGAAGUUCUAUUGGCUGCUCUGAGUUACGGACGUGCGAUGAAUCACAAUCGUGAAAACGAGAUUGGAUCUCCAUCCGGUAGUUUCUCCUCAAACACACAUACAAUAUCGGAUGAGAAAUCUGUCGGAGUGGAAUUUUGGUUUCGAUGGCUUAUGCAACAGUCGAAUGUCUUCACCGAAUCCCAAACAAUGGCCCAAAUUCAUCCUCUUACUCCUCUUCUGAUUUUCCUAAUCGGAUUCAUCUAA
Messenger RNA from Echinostoma caproni, 336 nucleotides. NCBI's taxonomy places the organism in Eukaryota, Metazoa, Platyhelminthes, Trematoda, Plagiorchiida, Echinostomatidae. The record is from the annotation of a GenBank genome assembly.